ACAAGGACCAAUAGGAGCAGAGGACAGUCGGGAGAGGGGAAAUAGCAGUGCAGUGCAUACACAAAGUUUAUCAUGGCAGCUUAGCGCAUGUCUGGGUGCAGAGUUAUACACUCUACUGCCUCCUUAGUCGCGUUGAAAUGAAGUCAGAUCAGAUUUAAAGGGGGUUUUAAUGUUUCCAGAGAGGAAACUGAAGAGGAUAAGGGGAAACUGCAACUGAAACGGGGCUGCUGCUGCUGAUUACGUGCAUACUCACAUAAUAGCUUAGUCGUGAAAAUGCACGUACUUACAUAAAGUCUUUAUGUGUGACCUUGAGCAAAAUGUGCAAGUUUGUCUGAACUCGAGAGCCUGCGUGUGUUGAACAACAGAGAAGGUCAGGUUUGGUUGGGUUGCGCCAACACAUGGCUGAGGCUGCUGUGAGAAGUUGACAAAUAAGGUUUGACCUCGUGGUGGAGGGAGAGGGAGAGAGAGAGAGACUACUGGAUUAAACACUGCCAGCAGCAGAAGGAGGAGGAGGAGGAGGAAGAUGAGGACGACCAACAAAUAACCUACUGCCCCUUCUUCUCGCAAACUGUGUCCUGUGAAAAAGCCCCAUGAUUCUGCUGUCAUAUAUUUACUUAACAAUAAAGAGUGAUUAGCUCGGCUCGCCCUCGACGUCCAUUGACCUAUUUCGGCAGAGUUGGGGGGAAAAAAAAUAAGCGGAGACCACAACUGCUGUCGAUCAUGGCAGGCGACAUGAUGUUACUGAUGCGAGGCUUGGCUAAGCUGAGCCAGGCGGUUGUAGAGACUCAGAGCACCGCCAUGCGUAGUGGAACGGGACUCCCAGGAGUUGGUGCUGCGGUCCAAAAUGUCCAGUCGGCUGCCGAGCAAGGUCUGUCUGCCGCUAUGACGAAAAUCCAGGAGCUGUCUGGCCAGCAGCAGACCUCUUCAUCAGAAUCAGAAUUUGACAUCCCUCAGGAUGACAGUGCAUUCGCAGCUUCAGAGUUCAGGGAGGAAGGUGUGGACUUCAGAGUGGAUCACACAGGAGCGAGUGACGAUGCAGGAGCCCAUCAGAGCGCAUCAGCGUCAGGAGCGAGUGGGAAACAGUCAUUGUUUGAGGGAUACAAAGAUCCCAGCAAACAGUUUAGUGGGCACACCAGAUCUUAUCACCACGAUGCCAGACAUUUCAUUGGACAUCGUCAUCUCUACAACCAAAGUCUGAACAGGCAUUUAUGGAGGCAGCUAUACUUUCAGCGUCACGUCAGUCAGCUGAGGAGCUACCAUCAGGACCCGUCCACAGUUGGGGGGCUGACAGCCGAAGACAUCGAGAAAGCAAGACAGAGCAAGAGGGCUGAGAUCAAACCACACAAACAGACGCUGAGUGAGAGAUCCAGAGAGAGGAAAGUGCCAGUGACUCGGCUCGGCAGACUGGCCAACUUUGGAGGUCUUGCUCUCGGUUUGGGUAUUGGAGCACUGGCAGAAGUUGCCAAGAAGAGCAUCAGACACAAUGGUGCCGCAGGUGAAAAUAAGAAAGGCGUUCUGGACUCCAGUCCCUUCCUGUCCGAGGCCAACGCUGAGCGCAUCGUGAGAACCUUGUGUAAAGUCAGAGGAGCUGCAUUAAAACUGGGACAGAUGCUCAGCAUUCAAGAUGAUGCAUUCAUCAACCCUCAACUCGCAAAGAUCUUUGAGCGUGUAAGGCAGAGUGCUGACUUCAUGCCAAUCAAACAAAUGACAAAAGCGUUGAACAAUGACUUGGGUCCUCAUUGGCGAGACAAACUGGAGUCGUUUGAGGAGCGUCCAUUUGCAGCAGCGUCCAUCGGCCAGGUUCAUCUAGCGAGGAUGAAGGAUGGUAGGGAGGUGGCCAUGAAAAUACAGUACCCCGGUGUGGCUCAGAGUAUCAACAGUGACGUAAACAACUUGAUGACAGUGCUGAAUAUGAGCAAUGCCCUGCCUGAAGGUCUGUUUCCCGAACACCUGAUACAUGUAAUGAGAAAAGAGCUGGCACUGGAGUGCGAUUAUGUCAGAGAAGCACAGUGUGCAAAGAAGUUCAGGGAGCUUUUGAAGGACCAUCCAUUCUUCUAUGUACCAGAGGUGAUAGAGGAGCUGAGCAGUCGCCAUGUCCUGACCACAGAACUUGUCCCUGGGUUUCCUCUGGACCAGGCUGACAGCCUCUCACAGGAGCUGAAGAACGAGAUCUGUCACAACAUCUUGGUGUUGUGCCUCAGGGAGCUGUUUGAGUUCAGGUACAUGCAGACUGACCCCAACUGGUCCAACUUCUUCUAUGAUCCACAGACACACAAGGUGUCACUGUUGGACUUUGGAGCCACAAGAGGAUUUGAUGAGAGUUUCACAGAUGUCUACAUAGAGGUAAUCCGUUCUGCUGCCGAGGGCAACAGAGAGGGAGUUCUGAAGAAAUCUAUCGAGAUGAAGUUCCUGACUGGGUAUGAGUCAAAGGCAAUGAUAAAUGCCCACGUGGAUGCGGUGAUGAUCCUUGGCGAGGCCUUUGCUUCCACAGAGGCUUUCGAAUUUGGCUCUCAGUCCACCACUGAGAGAAUCCACAACCUUAUCCCCGUCAUGCUCAGACACCGGCUCACCCCUCCCCCCGAGGAGACGUACUCACUCCACCGUAAGAUGGGCGGCUCGUUCCUUAUCUGCUCCCGGCUGAACGCAAAGCUGCACUGUAAGGACAUGUUCCAAACAGCAUAUCAGAAGUACUGGGAAGGCCGCACACCACCGUCUUCCUCGGUCUAAAACAAUCCCCAAGUGUUGGGCCAUUUGAUGGACACAUCCUGGGGCCAACUGCAAAGUGCAAGUCAACAGAAUGGUUUGGGGGGUGCGGAGACGCAGGACUGCAGAGCAGAGGACAUGUUAACCAUCCUUGAAAUUUGGGUAACCCACUACAGUGAGAUUGGAAAGGCACUUAUACAUAUUUACAGCCACCAUUUGAGUGCUUUGAGGACAUAUCUAUGUAUGGCCCUGAGAGCGCUGAGACGAUGUGGGCAAGAAAAGAGAGACAAAGAGACAAACUGAAGUUUUCAAGAUGAUUCUUGCAUCUUCCUGUGUGUUUUUGUUGCUGUGUUUUAUCGAACUUUUGGAAAAUCACGCCACCUGUCCAGUUUGCGGUCUUACAUGUUAUGGGUAAAAAUAUGACUGUAUUAACGAAGAGGACUGAAUUCUUGAUGUAAACCCCUCGUCAUUACAUAUUGGAGUUAAUAAUACAUCUUUAUAUGUGCAGCAUGAGUCACAGUCUUGACCGGGAGCAACAUGUCUGGGUCACAAAUAUUGGCUUGGUCUAAAUAAAUGAAAUAAAUGUAGCAGUUUUGAUAAGAGCAAGGCUUGCUAAGAGACACAUUCAGUGUUCAACACGUUGCCAGGCAAUCAGGUUCCAUUAAAUGUAGCUAUUUGUAGAAAAUGGGACAAACUGGAAUUUGUCCACCGUUACAGAUAAGAAUGUCUGACUUAUAACUUGUGUAUAUGUGUUCUCAACUGUUAGCAGGAGAGUGUAAAAGCAUAAACAAAUGAAACCAUAUGGAUCUGUAUUACAGACUGUAAUAACAUGAAAGCUGAAAGACAGAUUGCUGUGUUGGUCCAAGCUUUGUCAUGAAUGUCAAUGAACCAUAGGGACGAAGAAGCUCAUCCUGAUAUUGCACAAUCUCCAGCUCGUAGCUCACCUCGCCUCCCGCUAGUUGGUAGUCUCCCCAUGCCUUCUCGGGUGGGAAAUCCUCCGUCAGCUGGCUCAUGUGCGGCUGUGAACGUUGUCUCUAUUGUGUGAAUGCAUUUAAAAUGGUCUGUGGAGUGAAGCUGGGGAAAAGAGGAGAACAAGGUGCCUGUUGCCGAUGGAAGGUUUUUUAGCUAGAAAUCCUGACUUUAUAUUUCAUAUCAAGACUCAGUGGUGAGAUGGUUUAAAUUUUCUAACUGAAAUGCAUUCUUUACUCAAAGUUGUGAUAUUGUAUUAUGGAAAGAGUAAAUGUUUGAUCUAUA
Scatophagus argus is the source of this 3957-nucleotide messenger RNA. It is a transcript of the gene coq8aa, whose product is annotated as coenzyme Q8A, genome duplicate a. Gene Ontology annotation, biological process: ubiquinone biosynthetic process. The transcript is spliced from 17 exons. The record is from RefSeq and is a predicted model, not a curated record. Gene Ontology annotation, cellular component: extrinsic component of mitochondrial inner membrane. NCBI's taxonomy places the organism in Eukaryota, Metazoa, Chordata, Actinopteri, Scatophagidae. Gene Ontology annotation, molecular function: kinase activity. Bases 721 to 2727 code for a protein of 668 amino acids.